UUUGAGACUGGCAAAGGAUGUGGCGGUGGUAAGGUCGGGGACCUAGAUAGUCAGACUUUGCUCUGGCACUUGACAGUCUCAUCGCAACCGCCGAUUCUCCAUCAGCGCACACAACGAGCAGCACCUCACCGUGUUGGCAUUGCAAUCAAUUCAUUUGCCAACGACUACUUUUCAAGUUCUUCUCGGUUCACCCAUACACCUAAGGACAGCAUCUUACGAUGGAUAGAAACAAGAAGGAUGAUUCCCGCGAUGUUUCGGAAGACGAUUCGUCGAUCAAUCCCACUCAAGAUGUACACGAAACGAGUCAACGAGAUUACCAAUAUCAGCAUCCAACAAGCCGGACUCCUUCACCUUGCUUAUCGACAACAUCAACAUCCGGCUCGUCAUGUAUCAUGGACGAGCAGCAGCAUCACUGCGACAAGUUGAUGGGUAAUGGGCAACAACAGCAACCAGAGACGCAAAGCUACAUUUCACUUUACGGGCCUCAACCGGCGGGGCCUUCUUCUACAAGCGGCUAUCCACCACUUCCAUUCCCUGUUUCCAUGCUAGGUGGAUCGUUCCAGCUUCCGUUGCCCAUGUCGUAUUCGGUUGGAUCUACUGGAAAAACGAGCCAUCUUACCCAGCAUCAACAAUACGCCAAUGGAGUUUCUGUGUCAACCACUCAUGGCAUUACGACUCCGAAUAACAGCACUAGUAGCAGUAGCAGUAUUACCACUGUUAGCACAAUGGCAGUUCCUUCCAGGCCGACAGAAAACAAUGGAGCCAGCAGCAAAAAUGCCAUUCCUGGAUUGACUUGUCUGGUUUGCGGAGAUUCAAGCUCGGGAAAACACUACGGCAUUCUAGCUUGUAAUGGAUGUAGUGGUUUUUUCAAACGAAGCGUACGCCGUCGUCUUAUCUACAGAUGUCAAGCCGGUAGCGGCCACUGCGUCAUCGAUAAGGCACAUCGUAACCAAUGUCAGGCAUGCCGUCUAAAAAAGUGCCUACAAAUGGGAAUGAAUAAGGACGCUGUUCAAAACGAACGUCAACCUCGCAACAGCGCGACGCUUCGACCGGAAGUUUUGGCCGAAAUGGAUCACGAGAGGAUCAUUCGAGAAGCCGCCGCAGCUGUUGGAGCUUUCGGGCCUCCCGUUUCGCUGGCCAUGGGUCUGGCUUCAGCUGCGGCUCAUGCGCAUUAUGUCAAUGGAAUGGUUGGUGGACGGGGCGAUGGACACCAUUAUCCAACCGCUGCUUUACACGCCGCUGCCGCUGCUGCGGCGGCUGCAGCCUCUUCUGCAGCAGCGGCCCAGCGAGCAGAGAUUGAACGAGAAGAAGUCGAUCGUGAACGGGGUACGUCUUCCGGGGAUGGUGAAAGAACACCAAGCGCCGUUGAAGGUAGUCCGUCGCCAUCUGCUCCUCCACCCCGAAAAUUGGCUCGCAUCGAGGGAGCAUUCCAUCAUUUUGGUGUCAGCCAAUUUCAUCGAUCUACAUCCCCACAGCAGAUGCAACAGCAAUCUAUUACACAUGCACCUCCGUCGGCUUCUUCUCUUGCUUCCAUUCCACACGCUCAUCCACCACCUCUAGCCCCAGUGGUUCCAGGCCCAAUGCCUCCACUUUCCACGAUUGUCUCAAGCAACAAUGGCGGAUGGUAUCAAAGUGAUCCCCAGCCACAGCAAAAACAACAACAGCAAACGUCUACUGCGACAUUCCUCGCUACCUUUCAACCACAGGACAAUGUGUACGAAACUGCUGCCCGUUUGCUUUUCAUGGCCGUCAAAUGGGCUAAAAGCUUGCCGUCGUUUGCAGGUCUUCCCUUUCGCGAUCAGGUAAUCCUACUUGAGGAAUCAUGGAGUGAACUUUUCCUUAUCUGCGCUGUUCAGUUUUGUUUGCCAAUGGACAACAAUCCGCUCUUUUCACUGGCCAAUUUCACUCAAUCGCAAGUGGCAACCUUAGGGAGUGGCAAUGGUGGUGGAAAUAAUGUUGGCACCAACAAUAAGAGCUCGCAGCAAACCAGCACUGAUUUGCGCUUCCUCGGAGAGUUAGUUACGCGAUUUCGUGUCGUGUCGGUUGAUCCAGCCGAGUUUGCAUGCCUCAAAGCCAUCAUCUUAUUUAAAUCAGAAACACGAGGAUUAAAGGAUCCCAUGCAAGUCGAAAAUCUACAGGAUCAGGCACAGGUGAUGCUAAAUCAACACAUUCGCAAUCAACCAUUGCAACGGCCUGCCCGUUUCGGUCGGCUUCUUCUCAUCCUACCCCUACUUCGCCAUGUUACUGCCCACAGAUUAGAACAGUUGUAUUUUCGCCAUACUAUUGGCUCCACUCCUAUGGAAAAGGUUCUUUGCGACAUGUACAAAAAUUAAACUAGUUUUCUGGCACAAUUUAAGACAAUUGGAGAUCGUCUAUGAACGAGUCUGUCAAGAUCGCUUGUAACGUUAUCCCAUAACAGUUCCAUAUAUACAUUUUGAUCCUCCGCAGGAUAAAAAGUUCGGUCGCUUUUUAACAUAGAAUGGAAAAAAAACUAAAAUAAAAAAAAACUUUUAUGUAUAUUUAAACUCAGUCAAUGUUCGUGACCACCUUAAUGUUAGUUAUUUUAUUUAUUUUCAAUCGGAUCGAUAAUUUACUGUAUACAAGCUUCUUAAUAUUAGAAGGCUUUAAAAUAUGCUUCUGUUUGUGUUGUAUUGAAAUUUGUCUAGUGUGCCCUUAUUU
Messenger RNA from Daphnia carinata, 2679 nucleotides. It is a transcript of the gene Hr51, whose product is annotated as photoreceptor-specific nuclear receptor-like. The transcript has 8 exons. NCBI's taxonomy places the organism in Eukaryota, Metazoa, Arthropoda, Branchiopoda, Diplostraca, Daphniidae. The record is from RefSeq and is a predicted model, not a curated record. Gene Ontology annotation, molecular function: zinc ion binding; nuclear receptor activity; RNA polymerase II cis-regulatory region sequence-specific DNA binding. Gene Ontology annotation, biological process: positive regulation of transcription by RNA polymerase II; anatomical structure development; cell differentiation. The coding region runs from base 219 to 2333 and encodes 704 amino acids.